AUGGGCCGAACACUUCAGAGGCGUCCUCAACCAUCCCUCUACCAUCUUCAACGCCGCCAUCGACUGCCACAAGUGGAGACCAACGCCGACCUCGACCUCCUGCCCUCCCUCCACGAAACCAUCAGGGGCGUGCGCCAUCUCUCUACCGGGAAAACGUCCGGAUCAGACGCGAUCCCAGCUGAAAUCUACAAGCACAGUGGUCGCCAACUCAUGGGUCAACUGAUGGCGCUCUUCCAGGAGAUGUGGCGUCAAGGAGAAGUCCCGCAGGAUUUUAAGGACGCCACAAUAAUCUAUCUCUACAAGCGCAAAGGGAACCGCCAAAUCUGCGACAACCACCGAGGUAUUUCUCUGCUGAACAUCGCCAGGAAGACCUUCGUUUGCAUCCUUCUUAAUCGCCUGAACAACCAUCUGGAACAGGGUCUCCUGCCAGAAAGUCAGUGCGGUCUCCGCCGUCAUCACAGCACCACCGACAGGACCUUCAACACCCGUCAACUGCAGGAGAAGUGUCAGGGGAUGAGGACCCACCUGUACUCUACAUUCGUGGAUCUGACAAAAGCCUCGUCCCCACACUGGCAACUAACACUGAACGCACUCCCGAAACCCACUACUAUGCUCCUCCUCCUCCAUCGCUUCAUAAUCUGCUGCAGCAGCUGA
This is a messenger RNA of Spirometra erinaceieuropaei, 654 nucleotides long. The record is from the annotation of a GenBank genome assembly. NCBI's taxonomy places the organism in Eukaryota, Metazoa, Platyhelminthes, Cestoda, Diphyllobothriidea, Diphyllobothriidae.